Dendrobium catenatum is the source of this 2218-nucleotide messenger RNA. Its product is annotated as BEL1-like homeodomain protein 11. Bases 475 to 1686 code for a protein of 403 amino acids. Gene Ontology annotation, biological process: regulation of transcription by RNA polymerase II. Lineage: Eukaryota; Viridiplantae; Streptophyta; Magnoliopsida; Asparagales; Orchidaceae. The record is from RefSeq and is a predicted model, not a curated record. Gene Ontology annotation, molecular function: RNA polymerase II cis-regulatory region sequence-specific DNA binding; DNA-binding transcription factor activity, RNA polymerase II-specific. The transcript has 7 exons.
UUUGGGCAUGAAGCCUGGCAUUUCCUAACCAAAACCAAAUCUCUCACGGUAAGUAAUUAGAGUAACAAUCUGAUUAAGCAUCACGAUCGCAAGAAAGCUUCUCCCAAUCGAGCUUAUUUCUAGCUUUUCUGCAACAAACUUUCUCAAUCUCUGAGUCAUUCUAUUGCCAAAAUGGAGAAAGACGGUCCUUUUGCGCCAAACUGACAAUGACAUUGCCCCUUCGCUUUCACAGAGCGCAGAUGGACACGGAGGAAGAGGGCAUUGGCUGGGUCAGUGACCUUUUUUAAGUCACCAGCAGCAAAGCACUAAAGAUUAAAUUUUGAUUCCUUUGUUUGGCCUUUUGGUCUCUUUACUGCUGAUCAGUCAUGAAAACUUGGUGAGGGUUUUGGUUCUUAUGAAGGAGGUUGAAGACGGCUUGGCUGAGGAAGGGCUUCGGUUGAAGUAACUGCAUUUUCUUCUCAUUCCUUCUCAGCCAUGGUGCCACAAGAGUUACCAAAGGAACCGAUUGGUGUCUCAGAAAUGAAUAACCGACAAUCUCAUCCUGGAGGAAUUUGUUAUUGCUCUCACUGGAAUAGUGUAGAUCGUGGGUUGGUUCGGCCUCAUAGCUUACCAUCCAGCUUUCAGCCUCAUGACACACAGAUCCGUAGAUCUGUUGAGCCUUUUUCAGUGAGAUGUAAAGAGGAUGAUUUCUCAAGCUUUGACCAUAUACAGGGCCAUGGCUUGUCACUAAGCCUUGGACCUGAGCUGGAGCUGGAGCCUAACAAUGUUAGGCCAUACGAUUAUAAUCAAGCACAGAUGGUAGAAAAUGUUAUGAGAAACAAAUCUUUGAUUGAACUUAUGUGUGAGCCCUCUUGUUCUUGCGCCGAACGUUUAAGUGAUGACGGCAUUAUAUGUGAUCAAGAUGUGGAUGGUAGUAUCUAUAAUUCAAGAUGCUCAAAUACGAAGUUCGAUAACAUGGCGCCAGUCAUGAGUGUUCUUCAGAAGUCUCCAUAUCUUAAAGCAGCUCAGCAGUUACUUGAUGAAGCUGUUUGUGUGUGUAACUUUGUUCCCGAGCCAUCUUCAGAAAAGGAUGCGCACAGGAAGAAUCAGAUUAAAGAGAACGCACACACUGUGCACUUGUCAAGGGAAGAACAAGAGGUCAAUAGAAUGAAUAAACUUUUUACUCUGCAGGAAGAGCUUGAGAAGCGACAGAAGAUAUAUUUCCAUCGAAUGGAUGAACUAGUAACAUCCUUUGAAGCUGUAGGUGGUCCUGGGUCUGCUGCUGCAUACACAGCUCUUACCUCACGAGCAAUGUCUAAACAUUUUGCUAACCUUAGGGAAUCCAUUAUCAAUCAUAUAGAGUCUUCAAGAGAGGCUUUUUCCAAAGAUAUGCCAAAAAACCUUAAACCAAAGAGGGAAUCACUGCAACACCUGGGCUUGAUCCAUGUUGGACAAAUCUGGAGGCCACUCAGAGGACUACCGGAAGACUCAGUUAUGGUGCUUCGAGCUUGGCUUUUCGAGCAUUUUCUUCACCCUUACCCAAGUGACAAUGAAAAGCUUUUCUUGGCUUCGCAAACAGGCUUGACAAGAAACCAAAUUUCGAAUUGGUUCAUAAAUGCUCGUGUUCGGUUAUGGAAACCCAUGAUAGAAGAGAUGUACAGAGAAGAGUUUGCAGAGGACCAAGGAGACUCCAAUAGUUCUCCUUAAUAGUUGACAUGGCAAUGCUAUCAGUAGCAAGUAGUGGCACAAACUAAAUGUUCACAAAAUUGGGUAGCUGAGAGGUUUGGGGAUGUGCUGAAUGUAGUUUUUGUGGAAAUUGAACUUUUUGCCAUGCUGAGAGAUCAUAUCUAAAUAGGUAAAAGAGGCUGAUUCAGUUCAAGUGUUCCUGAAAAUCUUCAACUAAAUGAAUAUAAGAGAAUUUGUUCCAUGACUUGAGGCCUAAACAGUUCGAUGUUUUUGGAAAUUACUUGCACUGGAGAGUUCACCACCGUUUAAGCUGCUAUUUUCAUGUAACAAAGGUUUAAUGUAAGUAACAGAGUUCUGCAUUGGGUACCCAUAACCACACCCAAUCAAAUACUCACCAAUACUCAAUGUGUAUGGGUGGGUAUGGGUAUGCUCAUGACCUCAUGGGUGGGUACUCAAGAUCGGGGAAUAAACCGAUUUACAUUGCUAAUUACUGUAUGCCGUAUAUUACACGCAAUCCUCACUAUGCAAUGCACAACACUGAACUGCGCUACAA